UGACAUCCCAAGAGCCCGCAGUCAGAAGCAACUUGGUAUUAAUUCAGCAGUACCGAUCACAUGUAAACAUUUCUCUUGUUUCAGUUUCGAACUUACGAGGCGCAAAACAACUGUUAAAACUCAGCUUCCUCGAAACAUUGUUGUAUCGAAUAAUACUGCCAACAAGCCAGAGAGUAACAAUGACACUUGUUGAAGAGAACUGGCAGACGAAGUGUUCAGCUAUCGCACAGAGAACUACGUUUAUUUUCAACACGGAGCUACUGAGCGAUGUGAAAUUUGUUGUUCCAGCAUCGACUGGCCAAAGUAAAAGCAAGAAGGUGAUCCCAGCUCACAAGUUUGUGCUUGCAAUCAGCAGUCCUGUGCUCUAUGCCAUGUUCUAUGGUCAAAUGGCAGAGCCCAAAAACUCUAUUGAACUGCCUGACUGUGACUACGAGAGUCUUCUGUUGGAGAUGUUUCGCUAUUUGUACAGCGACAAAGUGAAUUUGAGCGGAAGUAAUGUGAUGCAAGUGCUUUACUUAGCAAACAAAUACAUGGUGCCUUCACUGGCUGAGAAAUGUGCCGAAUAUCUUGGACGCAAUUUGAAGGCAUCAAAUGUGUUUUGUAUUCUGCCGCAGGCUCAGAAAUUUGAGGAUAAAGAUUUGGAAGAUCGAUGCUGGAAAGUGAUUGAGGAGCACACGGAAGAAGCUUUGAAGUCAGAUGAAUUUGUAACAGUUGAGCAAUCACUAAUCGAGACAGUUGUGGAAAGGGAGGGAUUGAACGUGAAGGAAGUGGAACUAUUUAAAGCUGUUGAUCGCUGGGCCACAGAACAAAGUAAAAGGCAAGGGAUAACUCCUGACGGCGGGUCGAAAAGACGAAUACUUGGAGAGGGGAUCGUGAAAGAGAUCAGAUUUCCAUUGAUGUCACAGCAAGAGUUUGCCUCAGUUGUCAUCGAUUCUCGUAUUCUUACUUUGGAUGAGGUUGGUGACAUCAUCAAACACUUCAGUGAUGUGUCAACAACUUCCUUUCCAUUCAUUCAAGCCCCAAGAAUUUCCAAGGAUACUUCAAUUAUCCAUCGAUGUCAAAGAUUUCAAGCCUUUAAUACUGGCUGGGGAUACGGCAAGUUGCCCGUCUGUAUUAAUUUUUCAGUUAACAAGCCAGUCAUGCUACAUGGAGUUCAGCAUUUUGGUUUCGAAGGUUUUGAGUACGCGAUUUCCAUAGAAGUUAAAGAUACCACAGAUGGCUCUUCUCUGGUAAAACAAUCAGGAUCAUACGUUUCAGAAAAAGACAAGACUUGUUUUUAUUAUGGCUUUUCUGUACUGUUCGAUCGACCAGUUUGUUUGGUGGAAAACAAGGAGUACAGGAUAGAGUCGCUUAUUAAGGGUCUUAAGUCCUGGUAUGGAAAGGGAGGACGAACAUCUGUUGAGUGUCAAGGAGUGGUAUUCACUUUCCGUACUUCAUCGGGUGGCAGUUUUGGAACCACUGAAACACAGGGCCAGUUUCCUGUGCUGUUUUGGUCAGCAAAACGUUGAGAUACUGUUAGGUACAUUUAUUUCCGAUUGCAAGGUGUUUUGUUUAUGAUUCUUGAACGAGUUCAACGUAAUUUUGAGUUCAUAUUUUUUUAGAUUACCAAGGGUACAUGAAUUGUUGUUACAUGCAUGCAACACUGAAAGAUUACCGCAUACUGCUAUCAAAGACUAGAGUGGGACUGGAACUAGAAUAAAGAAGUGUGAAGGCUGCGCAGCAACGCCAAACGUUAAUUUAUGAUGAAAGCUUUACUUUUCGUGAGUUGACUAAAGCUCACAGUGCUUUACCACGAUUCAAGAAGAAAGCAUGCGUACAAGAAAGCCUAAAUUCAUGGUUUCUCUUUCUUUUCGCUGAAACUGACCGUGAACUUUGAUCGAGCAACGGAAAAUGCGGCUAGUCUCAAUUGCUUUCGAUAUUAUCUUGUAUGCUUAUUCGCGACGUGUUUU
Orbicella faveolata is the source of this 1949-nucleotide messenger RNA. RefSeq names its product BTB/POZ domain-containing protein 6-like. The record is from RefSeq and is a predicted model, not a curated record. Gene Ontology annotation, cellular component: cytosol. Gene Ontology annotation, molecular function: protein binding. NCBI's taxonomy places the organism in Eukaryota, Metazoa, Cnidaria, Anthozoa, Scleractinia, Merulinidae. Gene Ontology annotation, biological process: neurogenesis.